Messenger RNA from Zeugodacus cucurbitae (melon fly), 2468 nucleotides. RefSeq names its product protein croquemort. Gene Ontology annotation, molecular function: scavenger receptor activity. The coding region runs from base 329 to 1801 and encodes 490 amino acids. Lineage: Eukaryota; Metazoa; Arthropoda; Insecta; Diptera; Tephritidae. The transcript has 6 exons. The record is from RefSeq and is a predicted model, not a curated record. Gene Ontology annotation, cellular component: cytoplasm; membrane.
UUUUGUUGAUAUGUGUUUUUGUCAGUUUUACGCGAAUUGGACAUAUUUAUUAAGGUUUAAGAAAUAAUGGUGAUCAUUGUACAAUAUAUCCUUCUGAAUUGUGCAAUUAUUUGUUUUUAAGAGUGCAGUUUGUGGUAAAAAUUAGGAUUAUUAAAGCUUUUGUCAAGGCAUUGUCAUAACAAUGAAAAUUGAUAGAUAACAAAUUGCAAAUUUUAGUUGUUUACCUAAUAGUUUAGAGCCCAGCUAAGGAGACACUUUAGAUUUGCCUUUUCGCAUAUCGGAAUCGAGUUUGUGGUUAGUUCAAAGAUAAUAAACAAAAAAUAACAAAAUGUGCUGUGAAGGUUGUAGCGUGACCCAACGGAAAUCAUGGGUGUUUGGCUUUGGAACUUUCUUCACCGUUAUCGGCAUUGCCAUGCUUAUAUUUUGGAAAGGGAUCGCGGAACAUAUUAUGCAAAAGAAUUUGGUAAUUUCAGUUGGUACCGAAGGCUAUAACAAUUGGGUGGAAGCACCCAUUCCCAUUUAUUUAGAGUUUCAUAUGUUUAACUGGAGCAAUCCUGAAGAGAUAAGAAACCCGAACGUCAAACCGCAUUUCGUUGAAAUGGGACCCUACGUGUUUCUUGAGAAGCACUUGAAGCAAAAUAUUACGUUCUACGAAAACAAUACGGUCUCGUACUUUGAAAAACGAACCUGGUUUUUCGAUGAGCAGCGAUCUGGCGGCUCUUUGGAUGACUUGCUAACAGCGGCUCAUGUGAUAACAGCGACUGUUGCUGAUCAGAUGAGACAUAGGAACAAGUUUAUCAAAAAAAUAGUUAAUUUCAUGCUGAACCGUGAGGGCGGUGAGCUGUACACAACGAAAACGGUGCGCGAAUGGAUCUUUGAAGGUUACAAGGACAAACUUAUCGAUUUUUUAAACCUUUUCAAUACAACAAAAAUAAAUAUACCAUACACUCGCUUCGGCUGGCUGGUCGAUCGCAAUGGUUCAGCCGAAUACGAUGGCCUAUUCACUAUACAUACUGGUGUCGAGGAUAUGGCUGAUUUGGGUCGCUUGACGCAUUGGAACAUGAAGAAUGAGACUGGCUUUUAUGAGGCGCCAUGCGGCACCGUUAAUGGCACCACCGGCGAUCUAUUCCCACCGCAUUUAAGUUCCGAGCAAGAAAUCACCAUCUUCGCCACAGAUGCGUGCCGUUACAUGAAUUUGGCACCAAACGGUACUGUCGAAAAAUACGGCAUAACGGCAUACAAUUGGGUAGGAACGACCGAGACACUUGACUCCGGUGAAAAUUAUCCAAACCAGAAAUGUUUUUGCGAUCCGAAGACCGACGAAUGCCCCAAAACGGGAGUUGUGGAGUGUAAAAAAUGUCGCGACAACGCACCAAUUUAUGCAUCUUUCCCACACUUCCAUUUGGCUGAUCACAGCUAUUUGGACGCUGUAACGGGGUUAACACCGGAUUCGAAUAAACAUAGCUUCAACUUGGCAAUAGAGCCAACCACUGGCAUACCUCUACAAGUAAAUGGACGUCUGCAAAUCAAUAUGAUGAUGGAACCAGAUAACGACUUCGACAUCUACCGUGGUGUACCGAAAUUCCUGAUGCCCAUGUUUUGGUUUAAUCAAAUAGCUGUAUUAGAUGAAAAACUAGCUAGUAGAACAAAGCUUGCAAUGAAUUUGGGAGAUUAUGGCAUCUACACUGGCAUCGUUUUAUUAUCAAUUGGAGUCAUCUUCUUUAUUGUGGGCAUAGUGUUGACAUUGACAAAGCGAUGGAAGCGCACACCGAACGAUGAUGAGGACAUGCUUACGAAUUAGGCAUUGUGAUCGACUAUUUAAAGUAUAACUCUAAACCAAAAACUGAGUAUGACUCGUUUUAUAUCUAAUCUUUGUACAAAGUCACGUUAACAGUAGCCAAAGUGCCAGCAGCUAUUCCGGUUGCAAAAGUCCGUGAAUACUUGCAUGCUAUACUUAGAACUAUCUAAUUCGCUAUUAUAUUACAUCGGCUGCAUUGCUAUUUCUCUUUAUAAGUCUUUAAAUUAUGUAUUUGUAAAACACCGAGUUGUUUGCGGUUAUGUGAUUUUUUAAUAUGCAAUAAAUCUAAUAUAAUAUACCGUUUAUAUGGAACUGAAGAAAUACAUGCUGGAAUUUAUAUAAUCCCGCUUCAAAAGGUAUUCUAACUACCUUUACCGUUACUUAAUAGCUUAUAGUGAAACAUAUUUGAGUGGUUUUGAGAUUCUCCAGACGAAUGUAUAUAAUGGUUUCUUUUAAUUUUGUAAAGCAACAAUGCAGCAGCCUAAAAAUUAAAGAAAAUAGAAUUUAUGCGAACAAUAAGCAGAGCUUAGUUAUUUAGUAUGUUCAAUAUCCGGCCUUAUUCAAGUAAAGUAGUGAAAAUAAUGUAUUCUCCAAGUGUAUAUAUUUCAUAAAUUUUUAUUUUUAUUUGAAAUUUAUAUAUUAUAAUAAAGUUUACGCUAAACAGUGGGAA